Messenger RNA from Delphinapterus leucas (beluga whale), 1641 nucleotides. It is a transcript of the gene ACAA2, whose product is annotated as acetyl-CoA acyltransferase 2. Gene Ontology annotation, molecular function: acetyl-CoA C-acetyltransferase activity. Lineage: Eukaryota; Metazoa; Chordata; Mammalia; Artiodactyla; Monodontidae. The record is from RefSeq and is a predicted model, not a curated record. Gene Ontology annotation, biological process: fatty acid beta-oxidation. Gene Ontology annotation, cellular component: mitochondrion.
CCGGGGCCACGCUGGCGCCGCCCCGCGCGCUUAAAGUCCGGGUGCACGGGGCGGUACGUCAGCGUCGCCGAGGAGGACCCCUGCGCUGCCGCCCGCCGCCAUGGCCCUGCUCCGAGGUGUGUUCAUCGUUGCUGCUAAGCGGACACCCUUUGGAGCUUAUGGAGGUCUUCUGAAAGACUUCACAGCUACUGACUUGGCUGAGUCUGCUGCCAGGGCUGCCUUGUCUGCUGGCAAAGUCUCGCCUGAAACUAUUGACAGUGUCGUUGUAGGCAACGUCAUACAGACUUCUUCAGAUGCUAUAUACUUGGCAAGACAUGUUGGUUUGCGUGUGGGAAUCCCAAAAGAGACCCCAGCUGUCACUGUUAAUAGGCUCUGUGGCUCCGGUUUCCAGUCCAUUGUGAAUGGAUGUCAGGAAAUUUGUGUUAAAGACUCUGAAAUUGUCUUGUGUGGAGGAACUGAAAGCAUGAGCCAGGCUCCCUUCUAUGUCAGAAAUAUUCGUUUUGGAACUACGUUUGGAUCAGAUCUCAAGCUGGAAGACUCUUUGUGGACAGGAUUAACAGAUCAGCAUAUCCAAAUCCCAAUGGCAAUUACUGCAGAGAAUCUUGCUGUAAAACAUAAAAUAAGCAGAGAAGACAGCGACAAAUAUGCCCUGCAGUCACAGCAGAGGUGGAAAGCUGCUAAUGAUGCUGGUUACUUUAAUAAUGAGAUGGCACCAAUUGAGGUGAAGACAAAGAAAGGAAAACAGACAGUGCAGGUAGAUGAACAUGCUCGGCCCCAAACAACCCUGGAGCAGUUAAAUAAACUUCCUCCAGUGUUCAAGAAAGAAGGAACCGUCACUGCAGGGAACGCAUCGGGGAUUUCUGAUGGUGCUGGAGCUGUUAUCAUAGCUAGUGAAGAUGCUGUUAAAAAACAUAACUUCACACCACUGGCAAGAAUUGUGGGCUAUUUUGUGUCUGGAUGUGAUCCCGCUAUCAUGGGUAUUGGUCCUGUCCCUGCUAUCAAUGGGGCACUGAAGAAAACAGGACUAAGUCUUAAGGAUAUGGAUUUGGUAGAAGUGAAUGAAGCUUUUGCUCCCCAGUACUUGGCAGUUGAAAAGAGUUUGGAUCUUGACCGAAGUAAAACCAACGUGAAUGGAGGGGCCAUUGCUUUGGGUCACCCAUUAGGGGGAUCUGGAUCAAGGAUUACUGCACACCUGGUUCAUGAAUUAAGGCGGCGGGGUGGAAAAUACGCUGUAGGAUCGGCCUGCAUUGGAGGGGGCCAAGGAAUUGCGGUCAUCAUUGAGAACACAGCUUGAGGAGAGCAGGGAGCCUGCCCUCGUCCACGCUCACAUGACUUGGCCAGGCCACAGUACGCCAGGUGACCUUCAGAGAAGCUGUGAAGGUCAUGCCAUGCCCUGCACUGAGAGUGAUUGAGUUUGGUCAAGGAAUGGUGAGGCAAAGAUGCAUUUAUCAUGAACAAGAGCCCAUGCCAGAAUAAAUUCUCUCAAAUUUGUACCAAAUAUGCUGCAUUUCUGAACUAAAAUCCAACUAUAGAAGGCCUUAAACGGAAUUGUAUCCUUGCCAAAUAACCACCGCUUAUGUCUUAGAUAAUAUGAUUGCAGGGAGAUUGAAUAAAUUCUGCCUUAACUUCAGCUAAUCCUUU